AUGUUGCUUCAGUACGUAGUUAAUUGCAUCAUACUAGCGCUUCUAAUUACUUUCGCGUUUAGUUACCAGACGCCGCGUAAUAAGGAAAUUAAUGAUAGUCGAUUUGCGUUGGCCGGCUUUUUGUUUGGAGCUGAAGGGAUGUCUAAUGCAGGCUUUGAGAAAGAAUUUCAAACGAUUGAUGAGUUCUUGUCGACAUUCAAAGGUAUAAUCGGGGCAUAUUAUAGAUUGCCAUUUUCUGGUACGGGUUCUUUUAUGCAUUACGUGGUUGAUAAGGACAACUCAACAACCGUUCCUCCCCUUCUAGAAUUGACUUAUUUUCAAGAGUGCUACGAAUCGACAAAGUGCUUAAAGACUUUUCAUAAAUCUUUUACUAUUCUGAAAGAGGAUCCUUUGGGACCAUUUGCUCAUCCAGAAGUAUUAAUUAAUGGAACUGAAUCUUGUGAACCACGUGAAGACUUGGAUGGGUUAUACUAUGUGCCUUGCCGAACUUCACCAAUGGGACAACUUGUUGACCAUCUCAUGGAUGUUAAACUGACGUUUUCGCUGUAUUCAUUGGUGAGGCAAACUGAUGGCUCACCGAGGUCGAGAGUGUGGUUUGUAGCAUUUACAUUUGGAAUGACUGGACAUAGCUCUGUAAUGACCAUGAAAGCAUCAUUGGACUGUGUCGAUAGACACAUACCUGAGAGACUCCCCAUAAUGAUCAGUUGCACCUUGCUUCCACUGGUCUUUUUGGGUUUUUUGCUUCGUAUUCGCACAUUUCCUCUUUUUUCCGCUUCAAUACUAGAAAUAUUCGCUUUUCAGAAAUGCUGUUUGGAUGAGGUACGAACAUUACCAUCAUGUUUCCACUGUCAAGAAGGAGGUUGGCGUUGUUUGGGCUUUCUAUCGGAUGCGUUUGUGUUAAUGUUUGGCAUUACCGCGCUUGCGAGCCAGUUUUAUCCUGAAAGAGUUUCCGGCUUGGAGCAGGCAGUGACGAUAUUUCUUGGAUUCUCUAUACUCAUAAGCUGUACCCGCUUGGUUUCUAUCUUGAUACUUUUCCCGCGUUGUUACGUCAUAAUUGAUAGCAUUGUGACGGCAGGAAGCCAACUUUCCAUGUACAGUGUCGCCGUUUUUCCCAUCAUGUUUGGAUACGCUUUUUGUGGUCACGUUGUUUUUGGAGCUUUUGGGGGCUAUUUUGGGACGCUGUCGCGUUCAAUUGUCACACUUUUCUGCACGACAUUUGGGGACAACAUUAUUGACACAUUUUUAGUAAUGGACCAAUCCACAUGCAUUCUUCAGAUGCUUUUUGGCCGUCUUUUUAUUGGUACGUACCUUCUUUUAUUUAUAUGUAACAUCCUUAACGUGGCACAUAGCAUUAUUCAAGAUUCCUACACGUACAGUGUGCGGAUGUACUCGGCGUCACGCCGAGAGGAUUCUCGAAUACAGUAUGAUGCUUCAGGUGUUAGCACGGAGGAGUUAGCUGACUUCUUGGAAAAGCUGCGUCGCUAA
Messenger RNA from Trypanosoma cruzi, 1485 nucleotides. RefSeq lists its product as uncharacterized. Gene Ontology annotation, cellular component: membrane. Bases 1 to 1485 code for a protein of 494 amino acids. The record is from RefSeq and is a predicted model, not a curated record. NCBI's taxonomy places the organism in Eukaryota, Euglenozoa, Kinetoplastea, Trypanosomatida, Trypanosomatidae. The transcript has a single exon. Gene Ontology annotation, molecular function: NAADP-sensitive calcium-release channel activity.